AAUGGGUGCAUGCUGUAUAUUAAUAUGUAUGAUAGCAUCGGGGUGUUACGGCAGCGAAGCGUCGCAGUUUCCGUCAAGUAAUCUGUUUGCGGCGGCGGGGGAUGGAAUAUGGGAUAACGGAGCGGCGUGUGGGAGGCAGUAUAUGGUGAGAUGCAUAAGUGCAGAGCAACCCAAAACUUGCGUUCCUGACCAAAGCAUUCAGAUCAAGAUCGUUGAUUACGCCGACACUGCGGUGUCGCCAUCCUCAGCUGGCGGCACCACCAUCGUUCUCUCCGACAAGGCUUUCGGGACUAUUGCCAAUACUUCUGCCACCUUGAUCAAUAUUGAGUUCCAGCAGGUGUGAUAUACA
This is a messenger RNA of Abrus precatorius (Indian licorice), 349 nucleotides long. Its product is annotated as putative EG45-like domain containing protein 1. The record is from RefSeq and is a predicted model, not a curated record. The transcript is spliced from 2 exons. NCBI's taxonomy places the organism in Eukaryota, Viridiplantae, Streptophyta, Magnoliopsida, Fabales, Fabaceae. The coding region runs from base 2 to 343 and encodes 113 amino acids.